AUGUGUUUGCCAGCAUUACUCGGAAAACUGGGUGGUGCGCAGAGCAUUCUGCGUUCUCACGUGAAUACGACGCCCUUCAAGCCAAUACCGAAUAACGAAAAAGUGGAUUUGGCAAGAUUUCGAGUCAAAGAACCUGUUGAGUGGUUGGUUGACGAUGUGGUUUCUUGGAUGCUUGAUGUUGCAAAACAGCACGGGAUUCCUUUUGAAGAGAUGAACAUGCACAAGCAUACUAUCUUGUACAAGUACUAG
Molecule: messenger RNA, 249 nt
Organism: Cooperia oncophora
Lineage: Eukaryota; Metazoa; Nematoda; Chromadorea; Rhabditida; Trichostrongylidae
Source: the annotation of a GenBank genome assembly